This is a messenger RNA of Cylicocyclus nassatus, 1304 nucleotides long. Lineage: Eukaryota; Metazoa; Nematoda; Chromadorea; Rhabditida; Strongylidae. The record is from the annotation of a GenBank genome assembly.
AUUUGUGAUAAGUCACUAACGUGGCUGAUCCGUUCAUUCACAUUUGCAAACAGCGGUGCUAUUUACAACCUGCUUGGUAAAUGUGCCGGCUUUAUUUUUUCAUUGGAACGGCGUUUUCUCUUCUAGCAACCUGCAUCGGUGUUUCGAAAUGUCCAAAUGGCACCUUCGAGGAAGAAAACGCUACUGCUUUGGUUAACAUAAUUAAUGGAGCGAGAAGGAAGUUGGGGGACGGUUUGCAAACUACUGUAAAUGGAACAUUAUUACCACCUGCCAAAAACAUGAAUGUUCUGCAAUGGGAUUGCGAAAUGGAAGAGAAAUUGAUUGAGAUGACUCCUAAAGCGUGCAACGAUUUUGAUUAUGAAGGCAAUUUUUUUUGGUUUACAUAUGACACCGAAAGUUUCGAAAACUUUUUCGCAUACAUCAAAGAAUGUCUCGCAAAAGUAGAAAACAAAGCACCGACAAACAUUACGAGCGAAGCCGUUUACUUCUAUGAUGAAAACUGCGAUGAUUGGUAUGAGCUGUGGGAAUACUCGCAUCUCAUUAGGCCUAGCACGCGGAACUUUGCAUGCAUCAGAGUGGAUGGUCAAUGUGUUGCCUAUGGCGCCAACAAGUUACUGUUUUUCUGUGGCACAGAACAAGAACGGCUUAAAAAUGGUGAUAUAUUCUACGAGAUAGCAAAGGCUACAACUAGCACCGCGGAAACUAGCAUGAUCCUCAAGUCAUCCACUACAUCAUCAGCCACUGCAUCAUCAGUCACUAUAUCAUCAGUCACUACAUCAUCAACCGCUGGACUGAAUAUAACACGAUGCGCAACACCAACAAUGACGCCAAUAUGUCCAACGGUGCCACCGAGAAGAGUUAAAAAAGAGGCAACAGCACCUGCUAAAAAUCAUCUCGUAAAGAAAUUAGAUGCCCUGGAAAAGGAAAAAGGUAUAACAGAGUCGCCGAGAAGAGAGGCAAAAGCUGCACAUUUUAAGAGUUUUCUUAUGAAAAAAGCAGCUUUAGCAAAAAGAAGAGGAAAAACCCAUCGUAAGCAGCUUCGCAACACGCCCAUGACACUAACGGCUCACCGCAAGCAUGCAGCCAAGACAACGACUGGAAACUGAAUGCCGGCUUUGGAACGAGACAUCCAGCAAUGUUUCCUUGUGCUGUUAUUCUUUUAAUGACUUCGUAAUUUUCCUUUUUUGCCAAAAAUGGCAUCGCUAAUUCUGAAAAAGUAAUUGUUUCAAAUACUAUUGCCCAUAAUCAACGGCAACACGUUUUAUUUCAACUUCACUAAUGUGGAAAUAAAGCUAAUAAAAAGU